This is a messenger RNA of Canariomyces notabilis, 660 nucleotides long. Its product is annotated as lytic polysaccharide monooxygenase. NCBI's taxonomy places the organism in Eukaryota, Fungi, Ascomycota, Sordariomycetes, Sordariales, Chaetomiaceae. The transcript has 7 exons. The record is from RefSeq and is a predicted model, not a curated record. The coding region runs from base 1 to 660 and encodes 219 amino acids.
AUGAGACCGUAUUUGGCGGCACUUCUGAGCGCCGUACUCAUCCCAGGCGCACUCGGCCAUCAGGUACACGGGAUCCUCCUUGUGAACGGCACAGCGUCACGGGAAUGGCAAUAUGUCCGUGACGUGAAGUCCGCCUGGGUCCUCGCUCCAGGUGAAUUUGAGGGAAGCGAGUACCACAAGUCGACGGCCGAUGUCCUAGCCGGGUCCGAGGUCGGCUUCAAGGUUUCGUGGGCCGCCCAGGGAAAUCCAGGCUUUUGGCAUCCGGGCCCUGUCCAAAUCUACAUGUCGCGCGCACCCAAGGACGAUCUGGCGAGCUACCGGGGUGACGGGGACUGGUUCAAGAUUGCAUAUGGCGGGCCCGCUAACAACACAAACUGGCUGACUACGCCGCCGGGCAAGUACUUGCUUCGAAUCGAGCAAUUCAUGCCUCUCCCGGACAUGUAUAAUUGGACGGCCCAGUGGUACAUCAACUGCGCCCACGUGAACAUUAUCGGCCCCGGCGGAGGCACCCCGACGGGAUUCGCCAGAUUCCCAGGCACAUAUGAGCAGAAAGACCCAGGAAUCACAAUCACAACGGACUUGUUCGCCGAUGGCGGAGUUACGGAUGGGUUGGGGUUGCUAGAAUAUAAGCCUCCGGGGCCUGCCGUGUGGGAAGGCUAA